This is a messenger RNA of Mercenaria mercenaria, 1833 nucleotides long. RefSeq lists its product as uncharacterized. Bases 25 to 1497 code for a protein of 490 amino acids. Lineage: Eukaryota; Metazoa; Mollusca; Bivalvia; Venerida; Veneridae. The transcript has 6 exons. The record is from RefSeq and is a predicted model, not a curated record.
UUUCUUUUCUUUUCAGUUAAUUUCAUGUUGAUUCGAAACAUAUUAUUGAUAUCGCUGGUCUUAUCGAAGACUGGAUCUGCUUCAACAGCAAGUACUUCAGCAACAACAACAGGUACUUCGACAGCUUCGGAAAACAGUACACACUCUACUGUAUUAACUUCACAGUCAUCUGCGCCAACUAAAGCUACAUCUACGUCUAUAUCUACAUCAAAUGUUCCCCCAACUUCAUCAGACAGUUCUACACUGGUUUCAACCACAACAACAAGCUCAACAAUAGAAGAAACAGCAAUAACUUCAGCAUCGAAUUCUACGAAUUCAACAUCAGCAUCUGUUGAUUCUUCUACACAAAGUGUAACAACGCAAAUUUCAGACACAGACAAUAGAUCCUCAACGAGUGUAACAACAACAACAACACCUGCAGCUAUAAGUACAACAAAUGCUGCUGUAGGAGAUAAUCAAACAACAACACAAGAGGCAAUAUCAGAUGCUUCUUCAACGGCUAAUAGUACGUUAUAUACAGUGUCGUCAACAUCAGGAGUCGUACCAAAUAUAACAGAAGAUGGACAAACAACCGUAUCACCAGAUUCGUCUAGUAAUAUCACAACUGAAAUACCAAAUUCAUCAUCAACGUUAAGUUCUAAUGUAACAGAUACCAGUGCCAAUAUAUCUUCUGAAUCGACAACAAACGCUUCUACCGAUAUAUCCACAGAAAAUCCUUUACCUACACAAACGAAGAAUGACAGCCUAUUGUCAUCAAGUACACCUUUGCAAUCUACCUUAACUACAAUUGGGAGCAAUUUAACAACACAAACAUCAACAUCAUCGCAACAAAUAUCUUCAGAUACGUCGGUAUCAACGUCAUCAACAGAAACACCAUAUACAUCGUCGUCAUCAUCAUCAUCACCAUCAUCAUCAUCUACAACAACAUCAACAUCCUCAUCAUCAUCAACAACAACAACAACCACAUCAACAUCCACAACUAGUUCUACAACAAAGACUCAUAGUGUGUCUGUAAGCUAUUCAACAAUGUCGACACCUUCUGUAAAUUCAAGUACAACAACGUCGAGUAGAGACAGAGAAAAUAUGAUUUUAAAGAACACUAUUUCAGAUUUGGAGGGUAAGAAUGACUCCUAUGUUAUAGCGGUGGUCGUGUUAUCAUUGCUCCUUGCUGCAGUUAUUUGCGCUGUUUUGUUGUUCUUCAUUUAUCAAAGGUGUAGGAAGCCGAGAACAUUUUUUGAAGAUAUCGACGAAGAUCUUCAAAGCCCAACAAGGGGAUCGGGGCGCGGUCAAACAGGAUCAGGCGGAAUUCACUCUCAGCGUCACAGAAGUCUUUGGAACAGUGUCAUGAUAGACUUUUCACAUAGCAGUGAGGAUAAACCCGAGAGAAACGGCAGUCAAACGUCAUCUUUUCAAAGGAUUCCUGCUACAGUUAUCGAAGAGCCAAAGUCAGUUUCAGAAGCGAAGGAAGAUCAAAUCUGUUUGGAACAGACAGAAUAAGUAGAGUAUCAGUUAGUGAUCAUACAGACUCCACCUCAAACAAAACAUCCACAACGACUUUUUCUAGGAGUAAUUUAAGUGAAAAUAGUGUCCGAUAGCUGCCUUGGACUUUAAUUGUAUUUUUAUCCGUGCAUUUUGUUAUUUUAAAGCCGGAGUAGAAUGAAUGUCUUUCUAUUUUUAAUUGCCAAAAGAUAUGCAAGAGACUGUCUUUGAAAUGAUUCUUGUUGAUUCUUGUGGAUGGAUAACAGUUUGCAGAGUGGCCGUACUUGUUAUGAGGCACAAAUGAGAGGACUGAUCAUUGAUUUGUGGCAAAACAGAUUUUUUGAUAGUGAGAGA